Molecule: messenger RNA, 1071 nt
Organism: Insectozyma verbasci
Lineage: Eukaryota; Fungi; Ascomycota; Pichiomycetes; Serinales; Debaryomycetaceae
Source: the annotation of a GenBank genome assembly
AUGACUAAAAGAACUAUUCCCAAUUAUAUAAAACCAUUUUUGAAAAUAUAUCAUCAUAUAACAAAGAAAGAAAAGAAUAUACUCAAUGCAAAAUCAAAUCUAGAUUAUAAACUAUACCAACAACGUAAAUUCAUAUUAAAAGAGAACGCAAAAUUAAUGAGAGGUCAGCAUAGCGAAUUACCAUUUACUCAACCUGUAGAUUUUGGAAUGUUUGAACAUUGGAAAACUAAAGAUUUAUUCAAUAUUAAAAAAGAUGUUAUUCUACCCACGGUACCAGAUAUUCAAACACCACAUAAUAUCCAUCAAAACAUCUUAAUUCAAAUCAUAAAUUCAUGUUUCAGUCCAUUGAAAAGCAUACCUUCAAUUACAUCAUUUCAAAAACCAUAUUUAUAUUAUUUACAAAUGAUACGGCAUUCGAAAAUAAUGAUAAUUUUUAAAAGACAAGAGAGGUCGUUUACUCCAAGUAUGUUUGUUGAUAUUGGAUCUAGAGUGUUGAAACCUGAUGUAUUGAAAUUGGCAUUAAAGACAACUAUAUUUCAAGAUAUGUCAAAUUUCGAAAUUCUUGAAAAAAUAUCACAUAAUGAUGGCAAAAUAUGGGAAGAAAUUAAUCUGACGAGAGAUGAUCUAGUAGAUAAUAUUAAAGAAAAAGUUGAUGUUGUGAAUAGGGAGAAUCAGUCAGUGCCAGAUAUGAAUCCAAAAGAAACGAAUACAUUUUUCAAAAAAUUGCGAAAUGAUAAAGUUGAAAUUGAGGAUGUUCCUCAUGAUUUAGAAUUCAAUACGUUUUAUACACUUGAUAUUAAACGAUUAGACGAGGAAUUGAUACUGAAACUAGACUCAUUGGAUAUCGUUGGUGUGAGAUUAUCGAUUCAUGAACCAUUCAUACGAAGAAAAUUAACUAGUUUGAUUAAUAGUUUAAACAAGGGUAAUAGUUUUGAUGAGAUGAUUAAAUUAGCUAAAGAAAAGGAUAAGAAAGAUACCGGAUUUGAUUUGUUUAUAAGGAAAUUGGCUGCAAAAAAUUUGAUCCAUGUUAAAUUCAAUAAAUUAAAAAAUGCAAUAUAUUUGUUAAAAUAA